AUGUCUGUACUAACAGCUCCCAUUGCAAAUGAUAGCUUGCUUUUCAAGCCUAUUAACGAAAGUCCCGAUGUAAAAGAAGAAUUGCAAAAAUCAUUAAUCCAAACAUCACCUUAUCUCGAAAGAUCUCACUGGCUAGAUAUAUCUGAUUAUGAUAUCCAAUAUAAGUUGUUGACUAUAGCUUUACAAAGUUUUAAGUCUCAGGGUGACUAUGCCAAUAAUAGUUACGUUGAUAGUUUUAACAUCAAAGAAAUCAUCGGGUUAGUUAAUUAUUAUAGUAGGCUGUUAAAUAUUGAACUACCUGAUUUUGAUGUAUACAUCGUUGGAUUCAGAUCAUGUUUAUUCCCAGAAAUUAGACAGUCAUCUGAAAAAAGAGAGAUUUUGGGCCAAGUAGAUAAAGCAUCUCAUGAAGAAGCUAAUCAGUCAGGUGGUCUUUUGAAGUAUUGGUACGGAAUUCCCAAUCUGGAAGGUAAGAAUUUGGCAACUUGUUGGUGGGUUUCUUCAUCCCAUGCAAAAUUCGGUGGUCGAGGUAAUAACCAUCGUGAAGGUGUUAAUCUUGUUAGAAACUGGUAUCAACUUUGGGAGAUUGAACAAUAUCACUUAAAUAUCACCAAGAAUGCCACAGAUUUUGCAGUUUCUAGAAUCAUGUGUGGCUGA
This is a messenger RNA of Yamadazyma jaroonii, 654 nucleotides long. The record is from the annotation of a GenBank genome assembly. Lineage: Eukaryota; Fungi; Ascomycota; Pichiomycetes; Serinales; Debaryomycetaceae.